AUGCUAGAAAAAAAAAACCAAGAUAAUAGUUACUUAAAAAAACUUCGUAAUAUUGGUAUCAUUGCUCAUAUUGAUGCGGGUAAAACCACUACUACGGAGCGGAUACUUUAUCACACUAAAAUGAUUCGCCAAAUGGGGGAAGUUCAUGACAAGGAAGGUAAAGGAGCUACAAUGGACUUUAUGAAGCAAGAGCGCGAUAAAGGAAUUACUAUUCAGUCCGCCGCUAUCACCGUUUAUUGGCAAGAACACCAGAUAAAUAUUAUUGAUACUCCCGGCCAUGUAGACUUUACUGCCGAAGUAGAAAGGUCUUUGCGGGUGUUAGAUGGAGGAGUAGUGGUUAUCGAUGGAAAAGAAGGAGUAGAAGCCCAAACCGAAACCGUUUGA
This is a messenger RNA of Funneliformis geosporum, 384 nucleotides long. The record is from the annotation of a GenBank genome assembly. NCBI's taxonomy places the organism in Eukaryota, Fungi, Glomeromycota, Glomeromycetes, Glomerales, Glomeraceae.